This is a messenger RNA of Chelmon rostratus (copperband butterflyfish), 1086 nucleotides long. It is a transcript of the gene gpr132b, whose product is annotated as G protein-coupled receptor 132b. Gene Ontology annotation, cellular component: membrane. Gene Ontology annotation, molecular function: G protein-coupled receptor activity. The transcript has a single exon. Bases 1 to 1086 code for a protein of 361 amino acids. Gene Ontology annotation, biological process: negative regulation of G2/M transition of mitotic cell cycle; G1/S transition of mitotic cell cycle; G protein-coupled receptor signaling pathway. The record is from RefSeq and is a predicted model, not a curated record. Lineage: Eukaryota; Metazoa; Chordata; Actinopteri; Chaetodontiformes; Chaetodontidae.
AUGCAUGAGCUGCAGCCGACCGAGACCGUCUCCCUGACGAGCAACAGAAGUGCGCUCGUGUGCGAGCCUCCGUACAGCGAGGGCCGCUUGUCGCUGGUGCUGCUGUACAGCGUGGUGCUGGCUGUGGGACUGCCCGCUAACCUGCUGACUGUUUACCUCACCUGGCUGCAGGUGCGUAGGAAGAACGUGCUGGGAGUUUACCUGUGGAGCCUGUCGCUGUGUGACCUCACCUAUCUGGGCACUCUGCCGCUGUGGGCGCACUACGUCAACUACGAUCACUGGUGGCCGUGGAGCUCGGCCGCCUGCAAGCUAACAGGCUACAUCUUCUUCAAUAACAUGUACAUCAGCAUCUUCCUGCUGUGCUGCAUCUCCUGCGACCGCUACGUCGCCGUGGUCUAUAGUGUGGAGUCCCGCGGCCUGCGUCGGCAGCGCUUCGCCUUCCUCAUUGCCCUCGCCAUCGCGUUGCUGGUCGCCGUCGGUCAUGUCCCUGUCUUCACCAUGAGGGAGGGUGAUGCCGCAGAAGGCAACCACCGCUGCUUUGAGCCGAGUCAGAGCAGCACCACAGUGACGGGCUUCUACUACGCCCGCUUCGUGGUCGGCUUCCUGAUCCCGCUGGUGGUGCUGGUGGUGACAAACCGCGGCAUCAUGACCAACGUGCAGCGUAGUACGGGGCUGCGGCGGGAGCAGAAGGAACGCGUUCGCUGGCUGGCAGUGGCGGUGGUGGUACUGUUCCUGGUCUGCUUUGCUCCGUAUCACAUCAUCCUGCUGGUCAGAGCCAUAAUCUUCCAUUUCCCCCGGCUGGAGGACGGUACCUGUCUGUUCGAGAGGACCAUGUACACUCCGUACACCAUCUCGCUUGGCCUUUCCACCGUCAACAGUGCCGUCAACCCCAUCCUCUAUGUGCUGUCCAGUGACAACAUCCGCAAAGAGCUAAGCCGAGGCCUCGCACAGGUGUGUGACCGGGCACACCUUAGACCACGAUCCAACAGUAGCCAGAACAAGAUCCAGCCCACCAGGAACUCCUCAGAGUUGAACGCUGUGACUGAGACCGAGAGACACCAGGGAGGAAAACCAUCAGGGACUUGA